GGGGGGAAAAAAGUGGGCUGGAGUGAGAAGCUAAAUCACGGAAAAGAUACGUGUUGCUGGUUCAUCAAGGGCAGGACUGAAGAGGAGGGCCUGACAGAGAAGAAGGAGCGCAGGAGCUGAACUACGUUUCUUGCCUUUUGUUUCCCGGACCUAACGAUAUGGAGUCAGCCAUUAAGACGGUGGUGACCACGUUUCUUGGUUCUGCCAAGGGGAAAGAUAACUUGGAUGGGGGAAGCUUCCAGAAACUGGUAAAGAAACAACUUGGCGGCAUGAUGGAGAAUGCAAACGUCUCCUCUGCCGUUAAGGAGAUGCAGCAAGGUUUGGAUGAGAACAACGAUGGAAAGGUCAGCUUCCAGGAAUACCUCACUCUGAUUGGCUACCUGGCCACUUCACUCAGUGAGCGCAAGACUGGAUCCAAUGCAGAUGCAUCGUAGAUGCCUGUGUUUAGAUUUUUUUUGUUUCUGUUCUCGUUCAAAUGUUUACCCGAACAAUGCAUAACAAUUUUACAUUUAAUCAAUCAGUCCAUGCUCUUAAUGACUGUUCACACCAUAUUGAUCUCCAUUGUCAAGGACACAUUGAAGGACUCUAAACUGGAAGUAUCUUCUUUUAAAAGAAUUAUACAAAAGAUACUUAUCGUACUUUCCAAAUAAAUGAUUUGUACAAUAACA
Molecule: messenger RNA, 668 nt
Organism: Gasterosteus aculeatus aculeatus (three-spined stickleback)
Lineage: Eukaryota; Metazoa; Chordata; Actinopteri; Perciformes; Gasterosteidae
Product: protein S100-A13
Cellular component (GO): perinuclear region of cytoplasm
Molecular function (GO): calcium ion binding; calcium-dependent protein binding
Source: RefSeq, a predicted model, not a curated record